Molecule: messenger RNA, 2390 nt
Organism: Eublepharis macularius
Lineage: Eukaryota; Metazoa; Chordata; Lepidosauria; Squamata; Eublepharidae
Gene: DENND10
Product: DENN domain containing 10
Exons: 9
Coding region: 20-1084 (354 amino acids)
Biological process (GO): regulation of early endosome to late endosome transport; protein transport
Cellular component (GO): late endosome
Molecular function (GO): small GTPase binding; guanyl-nucleotide exchange factor activity
Source: RefSeq, a predicted model, not a curated record
UCUGGCUGGGAGGAGAAAGAUGGCAGAGACGGAGGCUCAGUUGCUGGUGGGAGUGGGGCUGAUUGAAAAAGAUACCAAUGGAGAUGCUCUGUGGGUCUGGUGCUAUCCUUCUACAACAAUUGAAUUAAGGGAACUGUUGUUGAGGAAAUGCUGCCUUACAGAUGAAAGCAACCAGCUUCACACUUUUGUAUUUGGUCAGUACAGACUGAUGUGGUUUUAUAUUACAACUAUGGAAGUUCCAGAUGCUUCAGCCUUGAAAAAGGUAACACAUUUUUCUAUUGUCUUGACUACCAAAGACUUUAAUCCAGAGAAAUAUGCAGCCUUCACUAGGAUUCUCUGUAGAAUAUACCUGAAAUAUGGAAAUCCUGUAAAAAUGAUGGAGAGUUAUAUUUCUGUUCUUACAAAGGGAAUCUGCCAGAGUGAAGAAAAUGGCUCUUUUCUUAGCAAAGAUUUUGACGUCAGAAAAGCUUAUCUCGCAGGCUCAAUCAAAGAUAUAAUAUCUCAGUUUGGAAUGGAAACAGUCAUCCUCUAUACUGCACUCAUGUUAAAGAAAAGAAUUGUAGUAUUUCAUCCCCGAAUAGAAGCUGUCCAGGAAUUUACAAGGACGUUACCUGUCUUAGUGUGGCAUCGGCAAGAUUGGUCUAUCCUUCAUUCAUAUGUACAUCUAAAUGAUGAUGAGUUGGAAGCUCUAAAGAUGUGCCCAGGUUACAUUGCUGGAUUUAUAGACUCUGAAGUCAGCAACAGACUAGAUCUCUAUGAUGUUUAUGUGAAUCUGGCUGAAAGUGAAAUCACCAUUUCGCAGAAAGCAAAAGAGGCAAUGACAAUGGGAAAACUGCACAAAGAAAUUGGUCAGUUAAUCGUUCAGUCCGCAGAAGACCCAGACAGAUCAAACAUCCAAGUUGUAAAGGAUAUUUCACUGAAGACAAAGGAAAUCUUGACAAAUCUGGCCUCGUUUACAGAAGUCUUGCCCAAUGAUGAAAAACCAUCACUGAACUUUGAAGCAGUGAAACAGAAGCGAUUUCCACCAGCAACAGAAAAUUUCCUCUAUCAUCUGGCAGCUGCUGAACAAAUGCUUAAGAUUUGAUUAUUUUAAUGAACCUCAGGAUUGAGCUUCAAAAGGAAAUUCUUCCAUAUUAUGAGUAUUCCAUACAUCUUUAAAACGAUCUACACAGGAAAAAUAUCUUUUCCAACUAGGGAUGCUUCAGAGGGAACACACUGGAACUCAAUGGGUGUAGUCCUAGUUUUUCUUUCCCCAACUUAUGAUUUUACAUGAAAUGUGGCAGAUUUUUUAAAAAGAAAAAAAUAUUUAUCCAGGACUAAAAUAUUUUACGCAGGACUAAAAAAGUAAGGACAUGAUUGUUUUGAGCUGAAAGUGUUAUCUGUGCACCGAGAGAAGAAAACAGAUUACAAACUAUUGGAAUCAUAGUAUAAAUAAACAGGGUGCUUUAAAAGUGACACAAAAUUUGAAAUCUAUUACAUUGGUUAAGAUAAAGCUGUUUAAUGUUAAUUGUUUAUAUCCAUCUCUGAAGCUGUGUUCUCAGUUUUCAAGAGAAAGAUAAGGGCUCAAAUCCAUGUUACCUGUAUGUAUAUUAAACUCAUUAGCUUCUGCUUCUAAGGAAAAGCAGCUUCAGGAAGGAGCCAUGUUUAGCAGAGAAGCAUGGGGAAGGGGAAGCUUUCCCAGUGUCUGCUUUUCUGCAGCAAUAUCCUUAGAUGUUUGGGUUCGCAAAGGCAAAUACUCAUUUCAGCCCCUAAAGGACAAAAAUUGCCUAGGAUGUAUUGUUUACUAUCUGUACUCCUGCAUCAAGCUAUUUUUCUGUUGAAAAGUAGCACUCUUAAGCUGCUGCUCACUUAAGGAAACAGCUGUUAAGAACAUAUUUUGGUAUGCACUAUGUAUCAUGGCUCUUAAAUUCUUUAACUCAUAGAAUACAUAUUAAAAACCAAGGGUUUUGCAGAAACUCUGAAAUAACUCUUGGGAGUCUCUGCACUAGCACUUUGCUUUAUGCAAAAGAAUGACAUUUAUUCCACUUAUUCCACCACAAAGAUGGACCUUCACACAUGAAAGCAAUUGUAUAUUUAAGUUAUUUUUUAAAAUGUUAAUUUCUACAGCUUACAUUUUUGAAAUACUAUUCAGUUUAAUCAUUGCUGUGUACUAGCCAUAUUAAUUUGAGAAACCUUUUUUCCUGUAUCAUGGUUAAGGAACCUGUGUUGUGGUUAGAAAAUGGACAGUAAAAAAGAAGAAACGAGUAACUCUAUAAAAAUCGAAUUAACACUAAGACGACUGCAAGCAUGAUCAGUGCUCCCCUAUUGUCAGGGGUGCGUCAUUCAACUUUGUGAAGAACUGUUUCAGUGGCAGUUUAUAUAUGUGUAUAUCUAAAAGCCAACUUACUAUA